Molecule: messenger RNA, 546 nt
Organism: Priapulus caudatus
Lineage: Eukaryota; Metazoa; Priapulida; Priapulimorpha; Priapulimorphida; Priapulidae
Product: kynurenine formamidase-like
Exons: 3
Coding region: 1-546 (181 amino acids)
Molecular function (GO): arylformamidase activity
Source: RefSeq, a predicted model, not a curated record
AUGGAUCCCGGAUUAAUCGCUUUGAUAAUGGGAACUAUUCCAGAGAGCGGUGCUAACUACCAGACCAAUAACUUCUGUGCGGUUGAGCACGGGGGAACCCAUAUCGACGCCCCUCUACACUUUUAUCGCGGCGCCUGGGCAGUCCAUGAUAUUCCUGUUGAUAGAAUGAUCGGUGAUGCCGUCGUUGUAGACGUUACCGCAAAGGUCUUUGGACAUGUCGAUUACCAAGCGACGGAACUUGAUCUACGUGUGUGGGAGGAGAAACAUGGUAGGAUACCGGUCGGAAGUAUUCUAUUCUUGUUCACGGGAUGGGGACGGUACUGGCCUGACAGGAAGAAAUUUCUCGGCACGGAGUCAAGACAUACAACACUAUUCGAGAAGAAUAUUGUAGGGAUAGAUAACGUAGCGAAUCUAGACCAACUUCCUCCAACAGGAGCGAUGGUAAUCGGUCUCCCCAUGAAGAUUCGCGGGGGUUCUGGCGCCCCGCUCCGUAUCAUUGGUCUGUUUAAUUCCCUGCAAAAUUAUGCUGGUAUUAUUCGUGGCUAA